CGCACCCAAGUGAGAUGAUGGCGGAGGGGCGGAGCGACGGAGGGACGACAAGCGCAGAGAGAUAAACCCACUCUGAAAUCACCAGGGUCGGGGAUAAAAAUAGUGAAAGCCGCCGUCGCGUUUUCACCGAGCACUGUUUAUAUCUCAUCACUUCAUCAAAGAGAGGGAGGCCAGCCCAGGAUGAACGGCGAUUCAGGUGCCGGGGUGGUGACGGCUCCACCUCCCACCACAGCCCCCCACAAGGAGCGGUACUUUGACCGGGUGGACGAGAGCAGUCCGGAGUACCAGCGAGAGAGAAACAUGGCGCCCGACCUCCGGCAGGACUUUAACAUGAUGGAGCAGAGGAAGCGGGUCUCUAUGAUACUACAGAGCCCGGCAUUCUGCGAUGAGCUGGAAACAAUGAUCCAGGAUCAGCUGAAGAAGGGCAAGACGCCCACGAGCCUGUUGGCUCUGCAGCAGAUCGCAGACUUCAUGACCACCAGCAUGCCCUCCAUGUAUCCCGCGGCACCACAAGGAGGCAUGGCGGCGCUCAACAUGAGUUUGGGUAUGGUGACUCCCGUGAAUGAUCUGCGUGGCUCAGACUCCAUUUCCUAUGACAAAGGCGAGAAGCUGCUUCGCUGCAAGUUGGCUGCCUUUUAUCGACUCGCUGACCUGUUUGGCUGGUCGGAGCUCAUCUACAACCACCUCACAGUCAGGGUGAACUCAGACGAUGAACGCUUCCUAAUUGUCCCUUUUGGGCUGCUGUACAGUGAAGUCACUGCCUCCAGUCUGGUGAAGAUAAACCUUCAGGGGGAGAUGGUCGACCGGGGCAGCACUAAUCUCGGGGUCAACCAGGCCGGCUUCACCCUCCACUCUGCCAUCUAUGCUUCACGGCCGGAUGUCAAGUGUAUCGUACAUAUACACACAGCUGCAGGUGCUGCGGUGUCAGCCAUGAAAUGUGGCCUGUUGCCCAUCUCACCUGAGGCACUGUCUCUGGGUGAGGUGGCCUAUCAUGACUACCAUGGCAUUCUGGUGGACGAGGAAGAAUCUACUCUCAUACAGAGGAACCUCGGGCCUAACAGCAAGGUUCUCAUCCUGAGAAAUCAUGGCUUAGUGACUGUUGGUGAAACAGUGGAGGAAGCUUUCUAUUAUAUCCACAAUCUGGUCACUGCCUGUGAGAUCCAGGUGCGAACACUGGCCAGCGCUGGAGGGCCAGAUAAUCUGGUGAUGCUGGACCCGGGGAAAUACAAGGCACGCCCACGGGUCCCAGAGCCAGCUGGCGAUGGGUCCUCUAUACACCCCAAGUGGCAAGUCGGGGAGCAGGAGUUUGAGGCUCUCAUGAGAAUGCUCGACAACUUGGGCUACAGGACGGGCUACCCUUACCGCUGCCCGUCAUUGCGAGACAAAGCUAAAAAGUACAGUGAUGUGGAGAGCGCUUCCUCAGCCCAUGGUGGUUAUUCAUACGGCGAGGACAGUGACUCAGGUGCUCGCUCCCCGCUGAAACACAGCUUCCAGCGUGGCCAGCGUGACAAGACCCGCUGGGUCAAUGCCGGCGGCCGGCCCGACGAGCCCUAUGAGGACGGGCCCGACGGCAGCAGCCCCAAGUCGAAGCCUAAGGUGUGGACGAACAUAACACACGAUCACGUCAAACCCUUGCUGCAGUCUCUCUCGUCUGGUGUCUGCGUGCCAAGCUGUAUAACCAACUGCUUGUGGACGAAGGAAGAGGGACUCCGCCAGGCUGCCGUAGCCAAUCAGUUCAUCCCAAUGAACACCAACCCGAAAGAUGUCCUGGAAAUGAGGAAUAAGAUCCGGGAGCAGAACCUACAGGACAUAAAGACAGCAGGGCCACAGUCUCAGGUUCUGUGUGCCAGUACCGUGGAACGUACCUUUAACCAGAGAUUGUCAAUCUGGCAGGACGCCCCUCUUUCUGACUGUACAGACACUAUUGAUGGCCUCGAUGUGUCCGAGGGGUCCUAUAGUCCUGCUAAAUCAAUUAGAAAGGGGGAGCUAGUGACCGCAUCCAAGGCCAUCAUCGAGAAGGAGUACCAGCCCAAGGUCAUCGUCAGCAAGCAGGGUCCCAACCCCUUCACCAAACUCACCGACCAGGAGCUGGAGGAAUACCGCAAGGAGGUGGAGCAGAAACAGAAAGGGCCUGAAGUGCAGGAACGAGAUGAUGGUAGGGAGGGAUCAGCCUCCAGCGUACCCUGUCCUGAGCCUGAAACGCUACUGAGGGGUCAGGCCUCGGUCUCCACACCUCUACAGUCUACAGCUGACUCUCCCAGCUUAGAGAGAGCCCCGGCUCCAGCUGCCACACCCGCAACACCGGCGUCUGAGCAGGGCUCUCCUUCCAUCGGCCCCUCAAGCGGGGGGCCUGAACCUCCUCAGAACCUCGUCAAAGCUGCAGAGGCGAUUGUAGAUGAGGUUUUUUCCACCGUGCAGGAGAUUCUUUCAGCUCCAGAUUCCCCUCACAAGGAGUUCCACUGCGCCGUGCUGCGAGCCCUCAGCAAGGAGCCGUUAGUGACGGAUGUGGCAAAGGCAGACCAGGCUCCAGACACAGUGGAGCUAGUAGAGCCUGAGGAGGAGCCCAAAGGCCAGAAACCCACCUCCACGCCACCCAGCACCCCGAUCAGAGCAGACGAAGAGUCCUUACCUGAACAAACCUAUAAGGAUGAGAGCGACGCAGCCACCCUGAGACAGACCCUCCCCGAUUUAACGCCCGAUGACCCCUCCGACGCCCCAGCACUUCCUGCCGAGGACACCGCCCCUGCCCCUGCUGCUGCCGCCACCACCGCGGACGCAGAGGCAGCUGAGGGGGAGGAAGCCGCUGACGCUGGCGACCAGGAGGGUGACGAGUCUCCCAGCAAAUCUCCCUCCAAAAAGAAAAAGAAGUUCCGCACUCCUUCCUUCCUGAAGAAAAACAAAAAAAAGACAGAUUCCUAGAUUGGAGAAUGUUGGAUCGGUCCUCCUGGCUGGCCUCUGCCUCUUUUCAUUGCCGCUUUUUGUCUGCUGUCAUUGCACCCUUCGAGCAAGCCACAGUUACACAGUUAUGCUUUUUCGUUGUUUUGAUAUUAUUUGUCGCUGGCUUAUUAACCUAUUUUUCCUCGUUAGCGUGUGCCAAUUUUGUAUACAGUGUAAAAAUGAUUGAUUGCAUAAAGGUUUUUAAUUAUUAGAGGCUUUUAGUUGUGAGUGAGUGAUACAUUCUGUCUUGUCCACUCCAUCUGGCCUUUAAUGCAUGUCUAUUACUACAGGCCCACGCGCUCAAUGUGAGGUUUUAGGGUUUUAUCACCCUCAUUUUUUUUUUUAAAGCAAAAUGGUAUUAUUAAACUGUUGUAACCACUAGAAUGUAUUGGGAUUGUAUCAAAAAAAUAUGUCCAAGUGUCUUUUAAUAACAGUGAAUGCAGAAAGAGAAGCUAACCUCUCAUUCGGCUGGUGGUAAAUUUUGACAAUGAGAAUUAUAAAUUCGCGUAGAGCUAAAUUUACCUCUGAAGCUGCACUGAAGUGAUUACAUGUUAGCAGGCCAGGAAAAAUACAGUCAUACAAAGUCCAUGUUAUUGUUUCCAUAAUCCCAUAUUUUGAAUAAAUCAUCCAGAAGAAGCUAAAUGACAUCUGGGUGUUGGUUGACUUUUCCUAUUUUUUUUAAAACCUCAAAAUCGUCAUUUGUCACAGCCUUAACUUACAGGUAUGUUGUAUAGUUCUUCGGAUCUUUAAAUGACGUGGACGUUUGGUUUAAUAUUACUCAAACUGGAUUAAUCUGCAGAUGAACGCUAUCGAGUCAUCCCAGAAAGUGUCGGCGAGCAUCGUCUUGACGGGUUGAUGAUGAAAUGAGUAUGAAGGAAUGUGUGUGAACAAUUUCUCAGUUCAUGUUUUUCAUUUAUUCUAAUGAUAUGAGCUUUGUUUUUGCAUUUUGCCCCUGGGUUUCUUUCUGUCUCUGAAAGUCAGAAACAGGCAGAAAUGCUCUAUAUUUUCUGAGUUUACAUAUUUCAUUUUGUUCUCAAUUAUGUCAUUUUGCUUUUUUUUUUUUUUUUUUUUUUAAAUUGCGCUUUUUCUUGCAAAGUAGAUUGAGCCAUGAUUGUGCUUGCGGUGAGAGAGCACUGUGAACCCUCCUCUUUUAUAAACCACUGUCUGGGAUCUCAUACCACACACUGCUUUUUAGGUAGUCUUAUCAUAAACACAGUUGUUACAGUUGUAAAUGACAAUGUCACUGUUAUGAAAGCUGCAUGAUCAAUUAUAUUUCCGAUCUUGGAAUUUUCCUGUGUGAAACUCCACUCUGAGCAGACCGACUUUGCCACUGAAUACUUUGUGUGUUUCCAGCUGCAGUAAAGACACAAUGUACACUGGAGAAGCAACUCUCUUAUUUUUCUCUCAUGUUGCUGAUUGCGAAUGAGCUGUGCUUAAGGUUGCAGGGCAUUAAUACCAAGGCCAUCUCAUCACGUUGCUUCCUAACUCGUGUUUUGUCAUACAGUUUUAGUCUUGUGGUGAUUGGAAAGGCAACACUAACAGGAAACUAAUCUGAGAUGCUGGUGUAUCCAAAUCUUCACAUACAAGCACAGAAUGUCUAACUCCUGAAGGACUGCAUGUGAAGAGUGCUUAGAGUGCAUACUGUCCUUUAAAUGACUAACUACCCCUUUUAUUUGAAUUAUAUUUUAUUUUAGCUUUAGCGUUCCGAUAACAGUACUAAAGUCCUUGUAACCAUGUUAUCAUUUAAGUCAACCAGAGAUUUUUUUUAUUAUUUUAUUUUAAAUCUCACAGCUAUGCUGAUUUGUAUUCUGUCUGAUCUACUUCCAAAUUGAAUUGUCUCAUCAUUAAACCAUCUAUGGACUUAAAACUUCCACCUAUCUUUUCUCAUGGUUCUGCCUCUUUCACAGCCAUGAAUAAAAACACUACCAUGUAAGUCA
Molecule: messenger RNA, 4874 nt
Organism: Acanthopagrus latus (yellowfin seabream)
Lineage: Eukaryota; Metazoa; Chordata; Actinopteri; Spariformes; Sparidae
Gene: add1
Product: adducin 1 (alpha)
Exons: 18
Coding region: 181-2919 (912 amino acids)
Biological process (GO): positive regulation of establishment of endothelial barrier; barbed-end actin filament capping; positive regulation of adherens junction organization
Cellular component (GO): adherens junction; cytoskeleton; focal adhesion
Molecular function (GO): actin filament binding
Source: RefSeq, a predicted model, not a curated record